Fusarium vanettenii 77-13-4 is the source of this 984-nucleotide messenger RNA. RefSeq lists its product as uncharacterized. The record is from RefSeq and is a predicted model, not a curated record. The annotation marks the transcript as partial. NCBI's taxonomy places the organism in Eukaryota, Fungi, Ascomycota, Sordariomycetes, Hypocreales, Nectriaceae. The transcript is spliced from 4 exons.
CAAACGAUGGGCAAGUAUGGAUAUCUGAUCCCGGACUCUUAUGUCCGAGAAGUUCCCGGCGAGGUCGACAUGAACACUGCCAGUAUAUUCUGGGGCUUCUCUCUUGGCGUUGCUGUCUUUUCGGCGGGAAAGGCCGGUAAGCAGAGCUGGAGGUCAUGGAAGCGGGCUAGACGGCCCACGGCAUAUGUAGGCAUGGUAUGGGCCGUGUGGUUUAGCAGCAUGGUGCUUGGCGCUCUGGCUUGGGGGUUCCAGCGACAAUACAUAGACCCAAGGCAAGUCGACGCUCUCUAUGUCUUUCUUCCACUCUGCGUCUUUAUCAUUUGGAUGCCCGCCCGACUCCAGAUCAACGACACGUGGGUACACCUCAACGAAAUUUGGGAUCGUUGCGAGAAGGUUAUCUUUGCCUUGGUCGAUGGGGCGUUGAACGGCUACUUUAUAUACCUUGUUCGGUCACGACUUAUUGAGAAUGGCCUGACCAAAUACACGCCUCUUUAUCGCAUGAACCUGGUUCUUAUCUUUGUAUCUCUUUCAUUGGAUGUCGUCUUGGUUGGCCUCAUGUCCAUGAAGAGUAGCUUGGUGUACCUGUCAUUCCACCCCGUUUGUUACCUACUUAAACUUCAGAUCGAAAUGAAGAUGGCCGAGUUGAUCACAAAGAUUGUGCGAUCCACCGGACGACACGGCUCCGACGACAUCUACUAUCGACAAUCCUCCACAGGGGACAAGUCUAAAACCGCUAGGGGAACUACCAAGGCCAAGUUCUCAACUGGUCUAUCGGGAGCUCAAGGGACAUUCAAACAAGGCAACACAACACAAAUUGAGGCUGGUGACCAGGACAGCGACAUUGAGAUGGAGAUCCGAGAUAGAGCAACCGAUGGUGGCAUUAUUAAAACCACGCACACUACUGUUGCUAGCUCUCCUGUCGAUAUCAGGGAGGAUGACGAUUCACAUAGCAGGACAAGUUCAACACGACAAUUGCACUACUAA